UAUUCACAUCUAAAGCUCACAAAAGUUUGUAGUGCAACUUAAUAAUUAUUGCUUUAGGCAAUAAUAAUGGCGGUGAAGCCUAAACAUAUUUUGCUGCUGCAGCUUUUAGUCAGCUGUAAUUAUUUAUUAUGCAGUGGGGAACACGUGUCGUUGGACUUUGUGUUGAGUGUGAGCGACAUAAUUGAGAAUAUAUCCGAGAGCCCAGUGGAGAACAAUGUGGAGGAAAUAUUUGAUGUCUCAACCAAGCCGACUAUAGUCAAGCCAAGGCCCGCAGUUUCAGAAAACUCAGCGUGUGGAGCCGAUAAGGAAUGCGUGCAGAAAUAUCUCUGUAAGGAUCAGCCGGUUAAUGAGGAGGGCCAAAUCGAGAUAAGCUAUCGCAGCUUAGAUGAGCCAUGCACUUAUUUAGAAGUAUGCUGUGCCAAAAACAAAACGACGGAAACUAAAGAUACAGUUUACGUCAUACCAAAGAAUGAGUGUGGAAAACGCUCAGAGAAGGGCGUUACAUACAGAUUGAUGAAUGCUGUGAAUCGUGAAGCUCAAUAUGGAGAAAUUCCGUGGAUGAUCGCGCUGUUUGACGUCAGUUCGGGCAGCCAUGUGUAUAUAGGCGGCGGCUCUUUAGUAGCACCCGACAUGAUCCUAACUGCCGGUCAUAAAGUAUUGAACAAAGCGCCCAACCGACUCGUUGCCAGAGCUGGAGAAUGGGAUACGCAUACAAACAAAGAGCCGCAUCCACACUACGAUCGUCAUGUAAAGUCCAUCACCCUGCAUCCUCAGUUCGACAUUCGCUUUGGAGUCAACAACAUUGCACUGCUGCAGCUUACUUUGCCCUUCAGUGCCAGUCCUCAAAUCGCACCCAUCUGUCUGCCUAGUGCUGAUAACGGCGAGCAGCUCGACCUCGAUGCGUGCAUUGUUACAGGUUGGGGUGCGACCAGCUUCAACAGCACAGCCUAUCACAAUGUGCUAAAGAAGAUCACACUGGGCCUGGUGCCGAAUGCUCAGUGCGAGGCAACGUAUAGACGACUAGUUGGCUCUAAAUUCAGCCCGCAUGCAAGUAUUUUAUGCGCUGGCGGCAAGCAGGGCGAAGAUACCUGCACUGGCGAUGGCGGUUCACCUUUGGUGUGUCCCUUGAAGAGCAGUCCCGAUCGCUACUUCCAGGUGGGCAUUGUCAGUGCGGGCAUUGGCUGCUAUACAGUAUAUCCUGGACUUUAUACCAAUGUAAUGGCGCUAAUGCCUUGGCUAAGACAACAGCUCAAUGCGCGCUCUAUCAGCAGCGAGUACUAUACAUAUGUCUGAGCUAACCAGCAAAGUAAAGUAAACUAAGUGCUUAUGCUAAAAUUGAUUUGUUUU
Drosophila busckii is the source of this 1347-nucleotide messenger RNA. Its product is annotated as phenoloxidase-activating factor 2. Gene Ontology annotation, biological process: proteolysis. The record is from RefSeq and is a predicted model, not a curated record. Bases 67 to 1293 code for a protein of 408 amino acids. Gene Ontology annotation, molecular function: serine-type endopeptidase activity. NCBI's taxonomy places the organism in Eukaryota, Metazoa, Arthropoda, Insecta, Diptera, Drosophilidae. The transcript has 3 exons.